Molecule: messenger RNA, 1713 nt
Organism: Dovyalis caffra
Lineage: Eukaryota; Viridiplantae; Streptophyta; Magnoliopsida; Malpighiales; Salicaceae
Source: the annotation of a GenBank genome assembly
AUGAGUGAACACCACCACCAGUACGGACUGCCAGAUCUCCGGCAACUGGUGGCCGGAAGAACUCAUUUUCAAGGAACCCAACAAGGGAACGAGCCAUUCUUUGUUCAAAGUAGGAAUCUUGCACCACAAACACACCACUUUGAGUCCAUUAUGGUUGGUCAUGAAGCAAUGUUGCCUAGUGGUUUGGUCAAGCUUGGUGGGCAUCAUCAGGAUCAUUAUUGCACCAAUGCCACUAAUAUUAAUACCAAUAAUACCACAAGUAGCGCUACAAUUGGUACUAGUAGCUCAGCUGGUGUUGGCACACUAUAUGGAGUAGAAAUGGAGAGUGCUACUACUGCUGGGUGGAUUGGAAACGAUGGAGGGAAUAACAGUAGAUGGCCAAGACAAGAGACUCUUACUCUUCUUGAGAUCAGAUCUAGGCUUGAUCCCAGGUUCAAGGAGGCUAAUCAAAAAGGUCCAUUAUGGGAUGAGGUUUCUAGGAUCAUGGCUGAGGAACAUGGGUACCAGAGAAGUGGCAAGAAAUGUAGAGAGAAGUUUGAGAACUUGUAUAAAUACUACAAGAAAACCAAGGAAGGUAAAGCCGGGAGACAAGAUGGGAAGCACUACAGGUUCUUUAGACAGCUCGAAGCCCUUUAUGGAGAACCAAGCAAUCAAGCUUCAGCCUCAGAAACCCAUUUUGUUAACAACACUCUUCUUUACCAAACUCCAAUGAGCAACACAAUCAACCAAGAAAGUCAAGAAACAUUUCAAGAAAACAAGCACAGUGAGAGUCUGAGUUUCUCCAACACAUCUGAGUUUGAGACUUCCUCGUCAGAAAACAAUGAUGAUGACCUUUCAGCUAUUGCUUAUAACAUGAUGAACCGAUCAAUGGAAAAGCAGAAAGGGGCAAAUGAAAGCCAAAGUCUUGCAAGGCCUAAAAAGAGUUGGAAAUCAAAGGUUAAGGACUUCGUGGACUCACAAAUGACGAAGUUGAUGGAGAAACAAGAUGCCUGGAUGGAGAAAAUGUUGAAGACCAUUGAAGAAAAAGAGCAUGAAAGAAUUUGUAGGGAGGAAGAGUGGACAAAUCAAGAGUUGGCUCGGUUCGAUCGGGAACAUGAAUUUUGGGCUAAAGAGAGAGCAUGGAUUGAAGCUAGAGAUGCUGCAUUAAUGGAAGCUUUGAAGAAACACACAGAGAAAGGGGUAGAACUCUCGUCAUCGAUCGAGCAAAUUGCCGUAACAGCUCAAAGGCAUAACAAAAACCAGGACAGCACCAGUGCUAAAAAGAUUCAGAAAGACAAGUUUAACAACAUUACAUGGUCAGAACCCGAGAUUCUAGGCUUCAUACAGCUCAGAACUUCCAUGGAAUCAAGAUUCCAGGAAAGCGGGUAUUCAAAUGAAUGCCUCUGGGAGGAGAUAGCAGCAGAAAUGGCUAGUUUAGGCUAUGACAGGAGUGUGGACGAGUGCAAGGAGAAAUGGGAAAGCAUGAACAUCUACUUUAACAUGACAACAGCAGAGUCUAACAAGAAGCGCAAAGAGGAUUUAAGGACCAGCAAUUAUUUCCAGCCACUUGAAUCCUAUAAUGGCAUGAAUUCAUCACCUUCUAAUUCUUAUGUGGGUAGUCAAGUGAAUGAUAACAGCUGCUUUCAGGUUGAAGGAGAUCAGCAUUUGUGGAAUACUAAUAAGUUUGACUUGAAGCUCAACAAGGAGAAGAACCAGCAAGUUUGGCACAAGUAA